Bufo gargarizans (Asiatic toad) is the source of this 3075-nucleotide messenger RNA. It is a transcript of the gene TNFRSF9, whose product is annotated as TNF receptor superfamily member 9. The coding region runs from base 274 to 1092 and encodes 272 amino acids. Gene Ontology annotation, biological process: regulation of cell population proliferation. Gene Ontology annotation, molecular function: signaling receptor activity; cytokine binding. Gene Ontology annotation, cellular component: external side of plasma membrane. Lineage: Eukaryota; Metazoa; Chordata; Amphibia; Anura; Bufonidae. The transcript is spliced from 8 exons. The record is from RefSeq and is a predicted model, not a curated record.
GAGGAGAUUGACAGGUCAUUAUAAUAGCAGAGGCUUUUCACAUCAAAAGGUUAACUUGCUUACGCACACCCCCACCCACCACCCCCAUGGGAAAGUCCGAGUUUAAAUAUCACUUAAAGAUCACAUUGCAGUUCAUUUCAUUCGUGGACCGGCAGAGAGAGAGGAAAUGUGCACAGACAGCUCUUCGCUCCAGCCACACAAUUUUUAUCAGCUUUCAAGUAGGAUUUUAAGAUCAUCGUCGCUUUAAUACUAUUAGAUCUUUGACCGUGCAGAAUGGACGUGGUGAUGUCGACUUUGUUAUGUGGGGUUCUCCAGAUCCUGUACAUUCAGACUGUUCUUGGCAAUGGUUGCCUUAGUUCCCAGGGAAGUUGCUGUAUCCUGUGUAACCCUGGGUAUUUUCGGACUCAGGAAUGUGGGCCUUGUAAGCCAUGUCCUGUCACAGGCUACACAGACAAGCCAAAUAACCAACUAUACUGUGACCACUGUCGACGCUGUGAAGGAAUAUUCAGCUAUAAAGAGAAGUGCACGUCUACAAGUAACGCUGUAUGUACAUGCAUUCCUGGGAAGAAAUGCACAGAUGAAAAGUGCACACAGUGCAGAAAUGACCGUUGUCUUGCUGGACAGCAGCUUGUUGGAUCAAAAUGUGUGACCUGCCCCCUGGGCACAUUCAACACUGGGGCAGAAAGGAUAUGUACACCAUGGAAAAACUGCUCAGCCCUUGGAGGCAUAAUUAUUAUUAAUGGGACCCAUACAUCAAAUGUGGUUUGUGGUGGAUUCUUAACAAAGGCUACAAAAUCACCAGGCCCAUCAUCAGAGGUCAACACCACCACAGACACAAGGCAAGUUUUGGUACCAUCACCUGGAGAAAGUCAUUUGCAAAUUAUCUAUAUUGUAGCCUCCUGUGCAGUCAGCUUGUUGUUCAUAGCAAUUUGUGUUGCAUGCCGGUGGAAACUUACUGAAAAAAUUAAACACGUUUGCCAAGAGAUUCCAAAGCCUAUAGUGAAACAGACAGAAGAAGAAGAUGGCUGUAGCUGCCACUUUCCAGAAGAGGAAAAUGGAGGGGAAAAUGAACCCAUGACACUGGAAGCCUGACACUGCUACAUCUCCACUUCUCUAAAUAGACAAGAUCGGGGUUACACAGGAUUACCUUUAUAUUACGUGGAAGGUUCAGGAUUAAGAGGAUUCCUGACAACUAUUAGUUCAGAUCUAAACCUAUUAUGAUAUAAACUUCAUGGUGCAGAAAAGUACAACUAGAGGUACAUGGGUCCAUAUAAACAAGGCAGAGACUUGGAGAACACUGCUCAAAGAUCUGGAGGAAUAGCCAUCCUCAGAGCAUUGCCUUACAGUGCUGUAUCCAAUGAGCUAAUAUUGGUCUAUAGCUGGAUCACACUGGCCCACCAGAAGACCAAGAGACCAGCAGUGCGCACAGACAGAAUCAUAAUGAAACACUGAUACAAUAGUGGCCAUGAAAAGUGUGCAUAACCCCAACACAUUGUUUCACAAAUAACAUAUUAGUCUUUGUUGAGAAUAAAGACAGAAAUGGACAAAAAUGGCAGCUUUAGUUUAAAUCGAAUGCCUUUUACAAGCAAAGUUUUUGCUCCAUGUGAUAAAAACUGCAAAAAAUCCUUCUUAGGCCCCUUACAGACGAGCGCAUGCGGAUUACGUCCGGAUGCGUUGCGAAUGCGUUCAGUCAAAAAUGCGCGAUUUCGCAAACAGUUUUGUAUGCGAUUGCGUUCAGUUCAGUUUUUAUCGCUCGGGUUUAACGCGAUUUAAUGCAUUUUUGCAUGCGCGUGAUAAAAAACAUCUCUUAGUAACCAUCCGUGAAAAACGCAUCGCUUCCGCACUUCCGUACUUGCAGAAUAUUGAACAUGCUGUGAUUUUCACGCAACGCACAAGUGAUGCGUGAAAACCAACACUCAUGUACACAGCCCCAUUGAAAUGAAUUGGUCCGGAUUCCGUGCGAGCGCAAUGCGUUUGCAUCACGCAUUGCACCUGCGCGGAAUACUCACUUGUGUGAAAAGGGGCCUUAGGGUACAGCCACACAAUUAGGUUUCCUGAUGUAGUUUUGGAGCCAUUUCCUGGGGUGAAUUCAAAGAAAGAGAAGCCAUAUCUGACCUUUAUACUGUCUCUCCUUUUAUGAUCCACUCCUGAUUUUGGCUUCCAAAAAUGCAUCAGGAAACCCGAUUGUCUUGCCGUACCCUAAAAAUCUCCUAACAUUUUGUGUCUACAGCUCCAAAGGUCUAUGUGUGUUCUUGGUUACAGACUAUAAACCAAACUGCAUGUAUUUUGAUCCUACAUUAGAGUCCAGCAAUUGUAUGAUGAAGGAUAGUGUUGGGUCAACAGUACAUAAUCAACAUAAUCCAGCAAUAGAGUCAACCCUUAUAAAAAUAUAAGUACUUUAAUGAAAUUCAAACACGUAUGACAUGACAAACUCCACUACACUGUUUGUAGGUAGAUCCACCGGGGGUUAGGUGAGCUGAAAAUGGGUGGGGGAAAAAAUAUCCCUACGCUGAUACCCUGAACUACACCUCAGCCCAGAGACGCCCCCUUGAUGGUGGGGACUCCCUGUCCUCGAGUCUAAACUACCACCUCCUAUCAUUCCCUAGAUAGGGAAGAAAUAAAGAUUUAAAGUAUUUUGAUCCUACAGCCAUACUCACUUUGUAUUUUGCAUCUUGCACUCAAACAUUUGGUAAGUUAAUAAGGAAGGACAGAUGUAAAGAAAUAUGACUACACAUGGUUUGUUUGCAGUCUGUAGUCCUGGAGACACAUAGGUUUACAGAACAGCUGUAGAUACAAAACAGUAAGAAAUUUAUAAUCAAGUAAAUUUUUAAAGCUGCAUAAUUUUUUUCCCUCUUGGAACUUUAGAUGCAUUGAAGCAAUAAAAAAUGGUCCCUAAGGUGGACAUAACGUAUAUGUAAAAAGGCCAUCAACCUCUCUUUGGAUGGAUCUCAAUGGAUCCAAUAUACUGCCGUACUAUGCUGGUCCAUAGUCUAUUUAAGUAGUGUCCAGUCUAUUUUUGAUAAUUUAAAAUAGAAAUAUAUAAUUUUUUAUGUUCUAUAAAGCUGCUUAUAUUUA